UGGAGGAGUUGUCUGACUUGUUAGUCCUGUCUACUCCCUCGCUAAAGACUGAAGCUCAGCACAUACUGUACACACCAGCAGCAGCAGGACGGUUUGAGUUAUCACAGAGGGCAGAAUGGACAGGGAGAACAGGCUGAACGGAGAGGGCAUGGCUCUGAAUAAAGUGGGCGAUAUAGAGGCAAUGACGGACCCUUCUGGAAAAGUGUAUCGCCGCAUCAACAUAAAUCAUUACGCCACUAAGAAGACUGCUGCUCAGAGUAUGCUAGACGUUGCCUUACUGAUGGCCAACUCAUCCCAACUGAAGACCGUUCUCUACGUGGGGCCGCAUUACCGUUUCUACAUCCCCCUCAUCGUCCUGCUGUCUCUGUCCAUCACGUUACAGGUCGUAGUGGGGCUGCUGCUCGUCUUUCUUGUAAAGUAUGAUCUGAACGACGUGAGGAAACACGCCAAGUUGAACAGAAUGAACAAUGUAGCAACAGUCUUUGUCUUCUUCACCGUCCUCAUCAACAUCUUCAUCACAGCGCUUGGAUUUGAAGGACAUUCUAUCAGGUCACUAGCGUCCCCUGUGAUUCCUGAGCCUCAGUUUGCACCUCUGCCCACCAACCUGAACAUGACUGGUGGCCUUUAGAGCAGUCUCUGGACCAAAAUAAGACACUGAGUUGUUCACCUGUUAUCUCAAAGCAUUUAAAUUUAAAGGGUUGUGGUCGGACAGCUGCCUUUUUGUAAUGUCUAUAUCAGCUGGAACUAUGAGUCAUGGGCAAAGAUUCACCAGUAACAAACCUUUGAUUACUGAAAGACUUUAAUGGAUCUGCCAUCACAUUAGUGCUGUGAAGGGUGCCCGGUUAGCUCAGUCGGUAGAGCUGGCGACCCAGGUAUGGAGUUGCUGCAGCGGCCCAGGGUUUGAAACCGAGCUACGGCCCUUUGCUGCGUGUCAUCCCCUCUCUCUACCCACCUUUCCUGUCUAUCUUCAGCUGUCUCUAUCAAAUAAAGGCAAUAAAAGACCAAAAGCAUAAUUUAACAAAAAAAAAAAAACUCUAGUGCUGUGAAGCUUUUGUGGAUCCGGGCUGAGAUCCAUCACCCAGUUAACCCCCAACCUCAGUGACCAUUGACCACAACCUUCACUUAGGAUCACAGCUGAUAGAUUAACAACGAGAAACUUCAGUUUGAAUACAUGACCACUGCCAUAUCCUCCUUCAGGUACAGGUGACUCCACUGCAGUGGGCUGACCCCUGCAGUGUUGAGCCAAUCAGUCACUAAAUGCACAGAAUUUUCUUUUUUUGCUAAACUAUUUAAAGCUUCUAUCUUGUAAAUAUAAUAGCACUUUUUAUUGUUUCUGUUCAAAUGUUAGAUUGGUGGAAUUGUGCUCAUUUUGUAACUAAAUAAAUGAAUAAAUUACUUAUAUCAGUGGAGAA
Molecule: messenger RNA, 1412 nt
Organism: Dicentrarchus labrax (European seabass)
Lineage: Eukaryota; Metazoa; Chordata; Actinopteri; Moronidae
Exons: 4
Coding region: 116-628 (170 amino acids)
Biological process (GO): cell adhesion; tissue regeneration
Cellular component (GO): membrane
Source: RefSeq, a predicted model, not a curated record